AUGAUUUGUCUUGUUCGAUGUGCUUCGUCAAUCGAUCCUCUUCAACGUCUUCGACAAACAAUGAUCUCCUAUCUGAUUUGGAAUGAAAAUGAUGAAUAUCGUCUCAUUGCUCCGUGUGGUGAUCUAUCUAAAUCUACUUUUGGACUUGACGAACAAGUGUUUCAGUCGUUGGUCGAUCAAGUUGAUCUGAUCUUUCAUUGUGCUGCCAAUGUUAAUUUCAUUCUCUCUGCUCAUCAACUAGCAAAGGACAAUGUCUUUGGCACAAGAGAAGUUCUUCGUCUUGCCACAUCGCAUCCAUCGAGAUCGAUUCCUGUCCAUUUCAUCUCCACUUUGAGUGUCCUUUCAUCAUCGAAGAGUAAUGGUUAUGCACAAACGAAAUGGAUGGCUGAAUGUCUGAUCAAUCAAGCGAUCAAGGCGGGUCUUUCGGCGAAGAUUUAUCGUCUUGGCCUCAUCGGUCCUCAUUCUCGAACGGGUGUCGCCAAUCCCAAGGAUCUCUACACUCUGCUGUUCGCGGCGAUGCUGGGAAUGCACUGUUAUCCUCAAAUACUCCAAGGCUGUCGAAUGGUGUUGCUUGUUGAUCUGACCGCAAGAAGUCUUGUUCAUCUCAGCCGGUUGCCCAAUCAUUCUGCUGAACAUGUUUAUCAUCUGAUCCAUCCGAAGAAUCGAAUGCAGAUGGAUGCAGUGAUCGAAGGAUUACAUCGGUGUGACAUGAAGAUGAGAAAGGUCGACAACGAUGAAUGGGAAGUGCAAGUGAACAGAUGGUGUGAUCAGAAGUGUGAAUAUGAAUGUGUGAAGAAGUGUUUCUUCAUCGAACAGUUCGGUGCAGGAGAAAGUGAAGGUCCAGUGUCGAAUGCCGAAUAUCAAGCAGCCGUAUCCGACUUGCAUCUGCCAACAAUAGACAAAGAAUACGCCUACCGAUGGCUCACGUUUAUUUUGGAUCAGAAAAACAGUCGGGUGUAG
Messenger RNA from Didymodactylos carnosus, 960 nucleotides. Lineage: Eukaryota; Metazoa; Rotifera; Eurotatoria; Philodinida; Philodinidae. The record is from the annotation of a GenBank genome assembly.